Dunckerocampus dactyliophorus (ringed pipefish) is the source of this 4400-nucleotide messenger RNA. It is a transcript of the gene aldh3b4, whose product is annotated as aldehyde dehydrogenase 3 family, member B2. Gene Ontology annotation, molecular function: aldehyde dehydrogenase (NAD+) activity. Gene Ontology annotation, cellular component: cytoplasm. Lineage: Eukaryota; Metazoa; Chordata; Actinopteri; Syngnathiformes; Syngnathidae. Gene Ontology annotation, biological process: aldehyde metabolic process. Bases 190 to 1743 code for a protein of 517 amino acids. The transcript is spliced from 11 exons. The record is from RefSeq and is a predicted model, not a curated record.
GAGAAGGAUGCACGUGGUUGAUCUCUCGUUUCGUGCAUCACCUGACUAGCCGGUGGGGGUUAUUAGGAUUUUCACUAUGCCUGUUACUAGUGGGGCUUUUACACUUAUGCAAAGAGCAGUAAUGAGGAAGUCCGGCAUUGGAGAUCUGACUAGAAUGGACACAAGCGCAAAGGGAAAGGCUUGUCCUGCAUGUCAAAGGAAUGGCCGCUUAACAUGCAGAAGGUAGAGUGGAUCAGUGUACCCGGAAGAACCAGGCUAGGAGAACCGUGCUUGAAGACAUACCCCCUGCAAUGCGAGGAACUUCUCAAGAGAGCCCGAGGGUCCUUCCGAGCAGGGCGCAGCGUCAAGGAGAGCUUCAGGCUGGCCCAGCUAGAGGCUGUGGUGCGGAUGCUGGAGGAACAUGAGUGUGACUUUGUGGAUGCUCUCGGACGGGAUCUUCAUAAGCCACGCUUUGAGACGGUUGUGUCAGAAUUAAUUUUGGCUAAAAAUGAGGCUGUUCAUGCCAUCAACAACCUCAGGAUGUGGAUGCAGCCACAGCACGUUGAGAGAAACUUGUCCACUACGCUGGAUGAGUGUGUGGUGGUAAACGAGCCCCUGGGGGUUGUGUUCAUCAUGGGGGCCUGGUGUAGUCCCGUCCAAAUGUGUCUGGUUCCACUGGUGGGGGCCAUAUCAGCAGGUAACUGUGCUAUCAUCAGUCCUUCUGAGUGCACAGCUCACACAGCAAGACUUCUACAUCGUCUCGUCCCCUCCUACUUGGACAAUGAAUGCUUCCAUGUGAUUCUUGCAGGCACUAAUGACUUGGCUGACAUGGUGGAACUUAAAUUUGAUCAUGUCUUCUUUUCUGGAACCAGAGAAGAAGGAAUUCGAAUUGCUCAGGCUGCAGCUCAAUCUCUGACACCUGUCACCCUUGUUCUGGGUGGGAAGAACCCUUGUUACGUGGAUCAACACUGUGACGUGGCCAUCACAGCCCAGCGCAUUGCCUGGGCCCGCUUCCACAAUGCUGGGCAGAGCCUAGUGGCUCCUGACUACAUCCUGUGCCAUUCGAAUGUCAAAACCAAGCUGGUCCAGGCCCUGAAGUGCUGCCUGAUGAAGUUUUAUGGGUCCGAUCCCAGAGAGUCCCGCAGCUUUGGCCGCAUGGUUAAUCUGGACAUUUUUAACCGGACUAGAGACUUGCUGUGGCGAUCUGGCAAGGUGGCUGUAGGCGGACAGGUGACAGAAGCAGAGAAAUAUAUUGCCCCAACAGUUUUGACAGAGGUGGGUGAGUCAGACCCCAUCAUGCAACAAGAUGUUGUUGGACCAGUUCUUCCUGUUCUUACAGUGAACAAUGUGGAUGAAGCGAUUGCCUUCAUCAACAAGCAGGAGAAACCCCUCUGUGUGUAUGUGUAUUCCAACAACAGCAAGAUUCACAAAAAGCCAAAGAUAAAGGAAGACUCAACCAAUCAUGUGAUAUCCACAAUCAUGAGUGAAACUUCAAGCGGAAGCUUUUGUUCUAACGACUGCUCACUGCAGAGUGUGAUGGUGGCCAUGCCUUUUGGAGGAGUCGGUGCCAGUGGAAUGGGUUCCUACCACGGACGCUACAGCUUCGAUACCUUCUCACACAGGAAAUCAUGUCUGCUAAGAAGCACACGCUUAGAGUGUAUGACCUAUCUGCGUUAUCCACCCUACGAAGACCGCAAUCUGUCCCUCAUGACGUGGGCGAGCACUCUGUCCCAGAAGAGCCAGGGCUGGUGCCAGAUCCUGUGAUUUGCGUAGAAGGGUCAAGCUGGAACCAAAGGCAUAUUAAGACCUGCAUGUAUUGUACUGUUACAAAGUCCACUGACAUAAGAGGUUCAUGGAGGAACAGUUGCCACAACUGAUGCUGGUAUUGAAUUAUUGAACAAGCAAAAGCAAAAUGAAUGUGUUUGAAUGACAAGUGCAUGUUGAUUUUGAGAAAUUAUCACAGUUUACAGUAUAUAAAAAUGCACCCAAAUCCAGAUUUUCACCUCAUUAAUGUUUAAUGCUAUACUUUAAAACUGUUAAAUAUACAGAUGAAGGUACAGGCCAAAGAUGUAUUACGUAAAUGUUUUGUCAGCCUGACAUUACUCGGGUCUUUUGUAGAUUUUCUCCUUGUUGUUUUCCUUUAGGGCUGCAUAUCUUGCCACAGUGAAGAGAUAGUCGCUUAAUCUGUGGAAGAUAUGAAUGCAUUUAUCAGAUGUAUGGUCAAAAAUGCAUGCUUAGUACAUUGCCUGGCCAAAGCAAAAAAGGUCACACAUUCUAAUGUUUUGUUGGACCGCCUUUAGCUUUGAUCAUGGCACAUAUUGUAUUUACUGUGGCAUUUCCACAAGCUUCUGCAACAUCACAUUUAUUUUUGUCCAGAUCUUUUGACAGGACAUUCAGACCUCUGUGCAAAGUUUCCCCAAUGUCCUUCCACUUUUUUUUAAAACCUGAUUUUAGUAGCAUCAGCAAUCUCAGUUUUCUCAUGCUUGAUAUAUACCAAUAAUUUUACACUUCUGAAACUGAUUAACAUAUUUUACACGACCACAGGAUGUGUCUUUGGACAUGGUAGUUUAACAAAUGAGAAGCUACUCAUUGCAUCAACCAUCCAUUUUCUAUACAGCUUGUCCUCAUGAGGGUCACGGGUGAGCUGGAGCCUAUUCCAGCUGACUUUGGGUGAGAGGUUGGGUAUACCAUGGACUGGUCACCAGCCAAUCACAGGGCACAUUUCUACACACGCUCGCAGUCACAGCUACGGGCAAUUUAGAGUCUCCAAUUAACCUAAUAUGCAUGUUUUUGGGAUGUGGAAGCUGUAGUAUCUGAAAAAAAUCUUCGUGCGCACAUGUAAACUCCACACAGAUCGCCUGACUGUGAGGCCAACAUUCUAAGCAACAUCACCACCCAUGCAGUACUUAUCCAAUGCCAGUCUCUUGACAAUUUGGCGUGGUGGUUCUCAAAUAUUUUCAGUCAUGCCCCCUGAUUUGAUAUACUAUUGAGAACCUGUAAUAUUUAUCUGUACAAACCACUGCAUAAGUUGCUGGCACCAGCAUUGUACAAGCAUGAAUAAAGACACUAACAGACUUGCCAACCUUGAAAUUGUAUGAGUAGUCACCCCAGCCUCUCACCCCAAGCACUGGCUUGGAAAAUCCCGGUGGCGACUAUUUGUUUUUGACCAGGCAGAGUAUAUUAUUAAAACGCUGCAAUUACCUAUUUAAAAACCUGGCAACAUCUGGAUCUGCCUCCCCUGAGCGCACAAUUGGAGCAACACUGUAAAAGCAAUGAAUAGACCACAAAAUUUUAGAAUAAGUUUACUGUUUUUUUUUUUUGUUUUGUUUUGAUGACAAAUGCACAAUAACUGACCUUCUUUCGGCUCUACGACAGACUGUCCGAGCUACAUGCAAAGCUGUGCUGCUCUUUCCGCCAGACUGAAUGAUAGACAAGGGUCAAAUAAUGCAACAGAAAUAUUAAAUAGAAACACAAGUCAUCGUCAGCAUAGUUGGACUUACAGGUAAAAUGAAGUUAGUUAAAGGAGGGAGUUCCUCAGUCAUUGUAUCAAUCCAGUCUUCCAAGUCAGCUAUUGGCAUUGCAGUAAAUUUUGUUCGAGCUUUCAAGAAGAUACACAUUAGAAUAAACACUUGGACAAAAAAGCAGCCAAAAUCACCUAACAAAUGCACUUACUUAUAUGACUUUUUCUUGCAGAUGAUGGAGGGGUGGCAAUAUUGGAGCCAACAUCUUGCAAAACACAUUGUAUCUGGAGGCGAAACAACAAAAUAUAGUCAUAAAUCUAAUUAUUGCUACAUUUCUAAGAAGGGGUAUAGUAAAUCCAACCUUGUCCAGCUGGUGAGUGAAUGUAUGACCUUUUUCAAGACAAAAUUCUCUGGCCAAGCUGCAAUAUUCAAUACAACAGGGUCAACUUCAUUGAGUCGGGUAACAGAAAAGGUUUAAUUGUGGAUUGUGGCAUCUGAAUAGACGAUACGUUACCCUAUAACUGAUGACAGUUCAUCAGUAUUUCCUAAAGCUUCAAAAAUAUGAUCUUCUUUUGGUCUCCUUUCUCCUGUAAAUGUGCUAGAGAAACCUAUACAAGAAAACAAAAUAUGUCACUCUGCACAUCAAUCAAACAUGGCUUCUCAAGAUGCAAUAAAAAAAACCUUUGUCGCCUGUUUUCGUAUAGAUUUUUGGCACUCUGUCUCCAUCAGAGGUGUAGCUGUAUAGUGAAAGAUGAGAGUAUGGAUUAUUAAAAAAGUGUAUAAAGAAUCCGGUGCUCAAAACUAAUCUACUACACACAGACAACUAAUGAAAUGCCUUCUGCUGUUAGCUUAGCUUCUGCCUGACUUAAACAGAAUUUUUUUUUACAAUACAUCAGUUAAAAUACUACAACCUUCUCCAAAAGAAUGGCGUUCCCCUUGUCUGUCGUUCUCUAAGUUGCC